Molecule: messenger RNA, 1416 nt
Organism: Malassezia japonica
Lineage: Eukaryota; Fungi; Basidiomycota; Malasseziomycetes; Malasseziales; Malasseziaceae
Gene: ERG26
Product: 3beta-hydroxysteroid-4alpha-carboxylate 3-dehydrogenas(decarboxylating)
Exons: 1
Coding region: 1-1416 (471 amino acids)
Biological process (GO): steroid biosynthetic process
Molecular function (GO): 3-beta-hydroxy-Delta5-steroid dehydrogenase (NAD+) activity
Source: RefSeq, a predicted model, not a curated record
AUGUCGCGCAGCGCCCCCACGCAGGAGCUGCAUUUUGUCAUUGGCGGUGUGGGCUUCCUCGGCACGCACAUCGUGAAUGCGCUCGUGAAGCGUGGCGAAAAGGCUGUGGCUGUGUUUGACCUGCGUGAGCCGGAAGAGCGCACGCCGGGUGUGCAGUACUACGACGGCGACCUGACGAGCCGCGCGUCGCUCACGCGCGCGAUUGCCAACGCGCAGGAGGACAUUGGCGGAGAGAAGCGCUCGGUUGUGGUGUAUCACACUGCAAGCCCUGUCGCUGGCCUCGGCGCGGCGGUCUACGAAAAGGUCAACGUCAAGGGCACCGAGACCGUCCUGCACGUCUGCAAGGACGCUGCGAACAACGUCGCAAAACUCAUCUUCACCUCGAGCGCGGGCGUGGUGUUUACUGGCCGCGACCUGAACUAUGUCGACGAGCGCCUGCAGUACCCGCUCGUGCCAAUGGAUGCGUACAACGACACCAAGGCCCGCGCCGAGCAGGCCGUCCUUGCCGCGAACGACCCCGAGGGCCUCCAGACCGUUGCGCUGCGCCCUGCCGGUAUCUUUGGCCCCGGCGACCGCCAGGCGCUGCCCGGCUUCUUCAACGUAGUCGAGUCCGGCCGCACCAAGUUCCAGAUCGGCAAGAACCAAAACCUCUUUGACUGGACGUACGUCGAGAACGUCGCCCACGCGCACCUCCUGGCGUCCGACUGCCUCGGCGUGCGCGGCGGCCCGAAUGCGCGCCCUGCGAAGGAGUACGACUCGGCGCUGCUCCUCUCCGAGCACCUGUCCCACCGCGCGCUCGGCGAGGAGGAGGUCGGCCUCUACCGCGAUGUCCCCGUCUCGCUCGAGCGCCAGGACGUGCCUGCGCCCGCGACCGACUUUGCGCGCGCGCACCAGCCGCGCAUCAAGGACCGCACCGGCCUCGACGAGCGCGUCGUCUUCCGCAACCGCUUUGACCCUCUUUUCCACCACGCAAGCCCCGGGCUGCCGUCCGGCGGCAACCCCCGCCCCAAGGUACACUCGCUCGCGAAACCGCGCCUCGGCGCGGGCGGCGAGGCCUUCUUUAUUACGAACGGCCAGCCGGUCGCGUUCUGGGACUUUCCGCGCGCGCUGUGGUACCGCUACAACGGCACGGUGGUCACUAAGGACAAUGCAUUUGUGCUCGGCCUGCAGUUUGCGCUGAUCAUCGCGUUCCUCGCCGAGUGCUACUCGUGGAUUACGGGGCGCCCGGUGCAGUUCACGCGCUACCGCGUGACGUACACGGCCUGCGCGCGUUACUACAACAUCGAGAAGGCCCGCCGUAUCCUGGGCUACGAACCGCUAAUUGGUAUGGAAGAGGCGAUCGACCGCAGCGUUGCGUGGUGGAAGAAAGACCACCCCGUCGAGCAGCGCGCCAACGAGUCGGCCAAGACCAAGUAG